This is a messenger RNA of Cordyceps militaris CM01, 5025 nucleotides long. RefSeq names its product SNF2 family helicase/ATPase, putative. Gene Ontology annotation, cellular component: nucleus. Bases 1 to 5025 code for a protein of 1674 amino acids. The record is from RefSeq and is a predicted model, not a curated record. NCBI's taxonomy places the organism in Eukaryota, Fungi, Ascomycota, Sordariomycetes, Hypocreales, Cordycipitaceae. The transcript has a single exon. Gene Ontology annotation, molecular function: ATP hydrolysis activity; ATP-dependent chromatin remodeler activity; ATP binding.
AUGUUCCAGCCAACGUCGGAAGAUCCGUUCCUUUGGGACAUUGACAGGGUCUGCAAAGAGCUUUGCUCGAAAGACGCCGAGUGGGCUAAUGAUACCUCGGUCCUUGAGUCGCUCUUACGGGAGAACUUGAUCGACGGAGAGACGCUGCUCACAUACGAGCUCACCUUUUCAAGAAAGGAGCUCGUAGAAUGCCUCGGCAUUACGGCGGCUCGGCACCGGGCUAAGUUCAUCAGGAAGAUUCUGAAUCUUCAGGCGCGAAGCCCGAGCUUUCGCCAGGCGAAAACGGAAAUUGAAAAUGAGGAAGUGCAAAACAUCUCGCUCUCCGUUGAACCGUCGAAUGCCCACGCCACAUCGCCGCUGCACAGUACGCCGAAAAUUUCCCCGUAUAUUGCUAAGCAACAACCUGCGGCCGUUCAAGAACCAGCAAAGUCAGACGAUCCUCCGCUAAAACGCCGCCGACUAAUCCCUACAUUUGUUGCGGAUCUACAACAGGGUGAUACUGUACCGCGCAUGCCCGGUUUCGAAGAACCUGAGUCGAGAAAGCUUCCGAAGACACAAAUCCCUAGAGCCGCUUCUUCUGAAGACUUGUCCACCGCCUACCUAGGAAACAAAGCUGUGGCAGAGGAGUGCGUCAUUCCUCAGGUGCACUCAGAUUCCGAUAGCGAUUCUGAUGGUUUUUCCUCAAUAAAAGUGACGUCACAACCACGAGGCAAGACGAAGGCGAUAUACUCCCUCCUCAAAAAGCAUCUUCUUAAAAACAACAGAAAAGUCGCGAGAAUUCAGUCUGGAGUCAAAACCGUUGCGUCCUCCGAUGAAGGCCGAGAAGUUGUCGACUUGGACGACCUGGCUUCCUUGGAUGAGGAUACUCUUCGCGAGAUAGCGGAUGAAGAGGAGGAAAAUAAGCAAGCCAACUCUUCUUUGCUAAGCUCUGAGACAGUCGAAGAGAUUAUCAACGACGAAAUCUCCAAAAUCCAAACUCGGUGGGAGGAAAAGAAACUUCCCAAGCAUCAAAAGAAGGCCUAUCGCUCCUGGACUCACGCCAGAAAGCACGGUCUGCUGCGCUCACAGACUCUUGAAGCGCAGCAGCAGGCAAGACAUUAUCGCAAUCGUCUAAGUAGGUUAACUGGUGAUUUGCGAGUGCUGCCGUGGAAGGCGCAUGAGGAACUGCGCUUCCAAACGCACAUUGUCGAGCAAACGGUGUUCGAUAAGCUGCGCCAGGAGUGGCUCGCCAAGCUGUUCUCGUUGCGGAGUGCACCGCCAAAACCUCCACCAUCACAGCAACAAAAGCUUUCUCACCCUCCCAAAAAAUUCAUCCACAACGACGAGCUUUCAUCGAGCUCCGAAGAAGAGCCUUUGGAGAACUUUAUCGAGGAAGACGACUUGGAUUCUGCACGUGCCAACUCCACAUCACCGCGCGGUGCUCUCUCGCCUCGCCAGCUUCCACCUGCAAACUCCAUCCAGAAUCAGCCACACAGCCCUGCUUCUUCCUUAAGCAUACCUGCAGCUAGUCAAGCUGAUUCUUUUAUUGACUUGACGGUGGCUUCCGACGUUGAAAUGGAAGGCACCGAAGAGAAAUUAGUGCCUCGCACAUUCGAUCCAUUUACCCAAGACAGUUUAGCAGAAAUUGGCAGCACUCCUCCCAAAGUCUGGGCCCAGCAGAAGGACCGCUUCCGUCUUGUCAUCUCUAUUCUCUGGAAACUCAAUUUCGAGAGACGCGAAGCAGUCCUCAAGUCCCUUGCUGGAUCCACCGUUUCGAAGAUCUGGUCGGAUCUAGUCGGUGAAGCUGACGGCAGGUUCAAAGCUGACGACCCACCUGUUAUAGAUUCAUUCUUUGACUUGACGCUCAUUUAUUUGAGCUUCCUAAAGUGCAGAUACUACAAGGAGCAGAAGCUCGAAAAGAUGAGUCAAAAGGAUAUCGACAAGCUGGAAGACUCGUCGGAAUCAUUCCCCCCAUUCUGCGGGUUUAUUGCCAGUAUUAAGGAUCUCUUCCCCCAGAAAAAUCAAAUUGCACGUCUGGACGACUACGAUGAUGAUGAUGAGCUCGUUGAAUUGGACGGACUGCCUGGCGAUGCCGCGGCCGGAGCCAAGAAGACCAAAAAGAAGGAAAUCAUCCUCGACAAAAGUGGUGUUGAGCUCCGUGAGCGCGCAGUACGAGACAUGAGAGAACAGGAACGGCGUCGAAAUGAGCUACGCGCUGCCAUGCGAGAUAAUAACACCUACGACGCCUCCUCCGCCGAAUCGCCCCGGUUUAUCAUCAAUGAAUCCAAAAGGGAGGACCAAGGUUUCAUCUAUGUUCACCGCGAGAUCUCUCUUCGCAUCAAAGAUCAUCAAAUCGAGGGUGUUCGAUUCCUAUGGAACCACAUCGUACGCGAACAAAGUGAGCGUCAAGGCUGCCUCUUGGCCCACACCAUGGGCUUAGGCAAGACAAUGCAGACAAUUACAUUUCUAGUCGCGCUGCGACAGUCUGCGCUUUCCGACGACCCCACAAUACGUGAUCAAAUACCUCAGGACUUGCGCGAUUGGAAAGUCUUGGUCCUUUGCCCUUCGGGUCUCGUGGAAAACUGGAAAGAUGAAUUUCUCAUCUGGGCCCCUCAACACCUGAUGAAGAACAUCACCACCAUUGAGGCAUAUCAGAGCAGUCCUCAGAGAAUCGACAAUGCCAAGUACUGGGCCUCUGAGGGGGGCGUAUUAAUCACCGGGUACAACAUGUUCAAGUCUGGAUUCAGGAAGGGCCUUGAUGACGACCAAACAAUUGACCGAAUUCUUGUCGAAAAUGCAACGGUUGUCAUAGCGGAUGAGGCUCACACUCUGAAAAACCCAAGAGCCAAGGUUACGCAAGUCGCCUCGGAGCUGAAGACCAGCACCCGGAUUGCCUUGACCGGCUCACCACUAGCCAACAAUGUUGAGGAGUAUUACGCGAUGAUAAAUUGGGUUGCUCCAAACUUCUUGGGUCCACUGCAAGAGUUCCGCGACAUGUACGCCGCGCCAAUUCACCAGGGCCUUUAUCAUGACUCUACCACCGCCGAAAAGAGACGGGCCAUCAAGCUGCUCCAGGUCCUCAAGACAACUGCGGCACCCAAAGUUCACCGCGCGACGAUCAAAUCGUGCCUCAAGGACGAACUUCCGCCCAAGGAAGAAUUCGUCAUUUCAGUUCCGCCGACUCAAAUGCAGCGUCAGUUGUAUGACCUUUACAUGCAAGCUGCCCACUACAGUGGCGACAAGCUCGACCAAGCCAGCUUGUUUGGCGUUUUGAACCAUCUAGCACUGAUCUGCGCCCAUCCGGCGGCAUAUCGGAGGACAGUCAUUGAUCUCAGGACGAAGGCGGGCUUCGGGAAAGCUGUCGCGAAAUUCCCCAUGGAAACAAUACCCCAGAUCAUGAAAAUUACCAAUGACAUGGACUUGAAUCGCACCGAGUUUUCAAACAAGGUUGAGCUCCUGAAUAAAAUUCUGAACCAAUCGAGCCGGCUUGGCGACAAGGUCUUGGUGUUCAGUCAGUCGAUUCCGACAUUGAACUACCUAGAUAAACUUUUCCAACACCAAGGUCGACGUUUCUGUCGACUCGAUGGCUCGACCCUGGUUGCGAAGCGACAAGACAUGGUAAAGCGUUUCAACACGGGUUCAGAUGAGGUAUAUCUCAUCUCGACCAACGCUGGCGGCGUUGGUCUCAACAUCUACGGUGCGAACCGGGUCGUCAUAUUCGACUUCAAAUGGAACCCUGUUCAAGACCAACAAGCCAUUGGCCGUGCCUACCGCAUUGGUCAGACGAAGCCAGUGUUUGUUUACCGCUUCGUGGUCGCUGGCUCGUUCGAAGACGAUCUUCAGAAUAAAGCAGUCUUCAAAAUGCAGCUAGCAUCUCGAGUCGUGGACCAAAAGAACGUUGUCAGCUGGUCCAAGCGACUUGCAAAUUUGUUGCACCCGAUCAAAGAUGUCGACGCCACCGAGGCCCGAUUCGCGUUCAAGGGAAAGGAUAUCGUCCUUGACCACAUAUUGGAUCAUGACAACAGCAGAGCCAUCCUCUCCAUCAUGUCGUCUGACACGUUUGAGGAAGAAGACCAGACGGCAGCACUGACAGAAGAGGAGCGGCAGGAAGCUGCGAGCAUGGUUGAGCGACACCACUUGCGCAUGAUGGACCCAGAAAAGUAUAACCAGGUGAUGCAAGCAGAGAGGGUAGCGAGCAACCAGAGACCCGUUUCGCACAUUGCCUCGGGUAAACCGAACAAGGACUGGUUUCCCGGGCGACCUGACCAUACUUCUGAAACGCCAACGCUUUAUAGUCACAUUGCGCCUCAGGACUCAGUGCCCACGGCACCAGUACCGACGCCUUCAUCCGGACCAAUGCCUAUCCUAGGAGCUAACACUUACUACGGCAACAGCGGCGGCUCUGGAGCGGUUCCGACUUACCCACCUGCGUUGGGCAACAACGGGCUUGCAAACCACGGCAAUGGCGGUGGUACUGCAGCGGUUCCAACCUACUCACCUGUUUUGGGCAGCAACGGGUUCGGCUCGCCUGCAUACCAUGGAAAUAGCGGCGGCUUUCCAGUGGUUCCGACUUACUCAAAUCGCAGCAACGGGUCAUCGGCGUUCAGCGAGGGGUCACGGCGAGAGGCACAACUGAAGUUUCAGCGACAGCUGACGAUGUCUCUACAUUCGGCCCAGGUACAAUUUCCGAACUGCCGGUUUGACGCAGAGAAGAAGGCGUUGUCCAUUACAACUGAGAUUGAGCUUGAACGAACAAAGCUGAACAAAGGGCUUCCAGCGGAUGAGCUACGCUGGAAUAUGCUCACUGGCAAACUUGCGAGCAAGAAAGUGCUUCUGGCAAUAUCAUCAGGCCACCUCCCAGGGAAAUACCUCGGCACCGCGUCAGACGAGGCGAUGCAGAGCCGCUUUCAAAAGCUAGAGGAGCUCUCAACCGACUAUUUCUUGGAGAUGAUUCAAGCAGGGGGCAGACCAAAGGACCCGGAGGUACGACAAGCGGAGCAAGAACACAUGCAUGACCAACGUGAAGAAGAAGAAAGCAAAGACUGA